Messenger RNA from Loxodonta africana (African savanna elephant), 10389 nucleotides. RefSeq names its product SR-related CTD associated factor 8 (gene SCAF8). The record is from RefSeq and is a predicted model, not a curated record. Gene Ontology annotation, molecular function: RNA binding. Gene Ontology annotation, cellular component: nucleus. Lineage: Eukaryota; Metazoa; Chordata; Mammalia; Proboscidea; Elephantidae. The transcript has 20 exons. The coding region runs from base 5927 to 9736 and encodes 1269 amino acids.
CCCCGGAGACUCCCGCGGAGCUCCCCGGGCACGUCGCCCAGGCCCGGCCCGCCCACCUUUCCCUGGGCCCCCGAGAUUUCAAGGGGACGCCCGGCUCGCUCGGCAGACCUUCCGGGGUCCUGAAUGAGGCGGGCACGUACUGGGGACGGGGGUGGAGAAGAGGAGCUGCAGGGGUGGCGAUCUGUGGCCACGUUACACGCAGUGUUUAUGACUGAGAUGGUGUUGGCCGGGGAACUUGCCAAGCAGGGACUAAGCGAGCUACGAGGAUGCUGGUGGUAGGGAGGCGAGGUGGCUUCUUCUGAGAUUUGUUCUCUGCCUGCUCCCCCCUCGUUCCAUGCAUCCCGGCGUAAAGACACAUAGUAGGGAGAAGUCUGUGCCUCUCAGAAAUCUAGAGAAAGGCGAUGCUGGCGGGAAUCAUCUCCCACGGGCGCAUUCGUACACGGAUCAAAUCCAAGCCUAGGUGUGGGGGAAACAAAUCAGAUGCCCAGUUUUCCGUAGUUGGAUAUACUAGUCUGAAGGAAGAUGAGUUUCAAGAAACUCAAUUUUUUUUUUUAAAACUCCGACUUAAAGUGAUCUUAAUGCAAAUAUUAAGAUGUAGUAAAUAAGUACAUGUUGCACAGCCAAAAUGAUUUACCCUUACCUGUAAGCCUGAGGUAAAAAUUACUUAAAUGCGGUAUUAACUAAAUUAGUAACAGUUUUAUGAACUUUUGAUGUGGACAUGAUACUUCAUGCAAAGUAGGAUGGUUAAGUCACAUUGCAAAUAUUUACUUCCUGAAGUAUCACACGGAUUCCUAUGAUAAUCAUAAUAGAGGAAUAUUUUUUAAAGCCGUGUAAACAACUUUCUCUUAUUUGUUUCUAAUUUUUUUUUUUUUAAACAAUUAGCACUUGGGAAGUUUAGCAAAGAGGCUAAAAGAUAACAUGUGCAUUGGGUGCUCCAUAAUAGAGCAAUGAGGACACAAGGUAUAAAAACAUGGCUUUGUAAAGGGUUAUCUUUUUGAGCACUAAAUUUUAUUUGAUUUUUUACAACUUCUUGAUAAAGGAUUAGAGCAGUAGACCUGGGAAUCUUUCCAUUUUACUCAGAAAUUUAUAGCUGAUAAUGUGGGGCAGUUAUCUCUAUUUAUAAAAUGUUUCCACUACACGGUACUGCAGUGCUUAAAUUCGGGAUACAAAUGCUUUUAAGUGCACUGUAUUUUCCAAUUGUUAAUAGUUUCACAACUGUGCAGGAAGAAACAGCUUUGUGUUGCCUUUUUGUUUGUUAUAUACCAAGCACUAAUAUAAAAUUAUUGUUACAAGUUUUUAAGUUAUUAAAAAUAUCCUUUUUCUGACUUCCAUUGCGUUUAUUAGAUUUAAGCCACACACCUCCCCACUUUUUUUAAUCAAUGUGUCUGUCUUUGUCUAGGGGGUUCCCAGUAUGUGUUCUCCCCCUCCCCCCACACCUUGGGCUGGUUUACAAACUGGAGCCCUCAGGCAUUAGAUGUAAACAGGUGGUUAGCACGCUAUGGUUGGUGACCAGGCAUAGUGGUAAAGAAUGUCACUCAGUUUUUCAUUUUAGUACUGAUAGUAACGAUAAGGGCCUAAUCUAAUAUUUACAUGCCUAGCUAGGUGUUUCACCUCUGUUCUCAUUUCAUCUUCACAGAAACUUUACAUUUGUGGUAAUACUCCUUUUUUUAGUCUGUGUAGCACUCUCUCAUUUGUCCCUAGGGAUUUCAAAGAACUUUAAAAUCUUUUAACUCUCUUGUUUAUUAAUGUGCUUUAACAUCACCCAUUUUAAAGUGGAGUUAGAUUAAAAUAGGAGUAGUAAUGGUCACAGAAUUGAGGAAGGGAUAUACAUUUGAUGAACAUUCAAAAGAAUAUAAAUUGUUUUUUGGUUUAAACACAAAACAUAAUCUUGUUAGGCUUUUUUGAUUUUUGAAUGUAGUUUCUGUGACUUUGUAUAAUACUUGAUAUUGUAAAAAUUUUGUUGCAAGUAAGCAUAUAGUGGGAACUAGUUCACUGUGAAUAUUUUCAUGUUAAGUUGUGUACUGCAAAGUGAAAAAGGAAUCUGAGUUACAGGAGUAGGAGAAGACAAUGUUUUAGAAUGUUUACUUACAGUGAGUGACUUUUAAAGACAUUUAUCCUUGGGCUGAGCCCAUCAGAACUCCUUUUAAAAAAUUCAGAGUUAUCUUUGAAGCAUUGAAAUGUCAAGAAGUUCUGUUGAUUUGAUUUAUAAGGCAUAAAAAUUUCACUUUAAGCAUUAUCACUGUAUGAUGUUUGUCAACAAGGUAUUUUGAUAUUUCACAUUGAAACAUUUAAAAUAUAAAUUGUUCAGCUUUUGUGGCUUGCUAAUUCUUAGGUUUUUAAAAAGAUUAGCCCCCCACUCCCAUUUUUUAAAAUUUAAUAACGAACACUGGCUUGAAAAAGGAACAUGCCAGAGAUUUUUACGUUGAGAAUAUAGGUUCUUAAACUGGAAACCAUGGGUGAGUUUUGGUCUGUGAAAAUCUCCAACCCUGUGCAGGACAUGAAUGAGAGGUCAUCCCCUUCCCCCAGUCCUGAUUUCUCAAAGAAGUUCUGUGACCUUCCACUCCUAAGUUAAAAAUUACUGUGUCAGAAGAUCUUUUAGACGUUCAGGUAUUGUGGUAAAUUUCUCUUAAAUCAUCAUGAAUUAAAUGAGAUUGAGACUCAACUGAUAUUUAAAUAUGCCCACUAUGCCAGUUUUCUGUGAAACUGUCAGUCUGAUGAGUUAAUCCCAUGACCAGUAUCUUCAGUCCUGAAAUCAUGAAGUUUUGUCCAGGUUGGAAUAUAAGACUCCCUAAGAAUUCGCUUGAGCUGAGCAGUUAACUGUAUAGAACUGUCUUUACAAAGUAUUAUCGUUGCUGGCGUUCAGCAGUUGAAGUGAGCUGCAUCUCUAUGCUCUGUACCUAAGAAUGACCACUAUAUGGAGCUCAUUCUGAUAGAUUUUUUUUUUUUUUUUCCCCUGUAAGAGUGAAAAAGGAGGAUAGCAAUGCAUGACCCUUCCCUUAAGAAAAGUAAAGUUUGUAGAGAGGGCCUUGGUAAUUCAGGAACUCCUAAAGUACUGUAUGAAAAAUAUAAGAACCUGUUACGCAUUAUUUAUGCUUAGACUAUAAAGCAAUUAGAGGAUGUGAGCUUUACAUGCAUGUUAAAUUCUUCUUCCUUGAAUUUUUAAGGACUUUUUAGAAAACAUAAUCACUCUUUUCAUACUUUAAAAAGUUAACAGUAAAUCUUUAACAUACUCAGAUACCACUCAGUGAUCAAAAUUUUUAGAUUCUUUGUGUAACUAGUUGCGUUACUGUAGGCCUCCCAUUCCCAGCCUGGUCAUUUCUCUGGUUGUUUUGAACAGGCCUAGUGGGAAGAUGUAGGGCCAGUUAUGUAGAUAUGAGAUGUGUCAGAAAAAUACUUUCAAUUUAAUUUUUUUGUUUACCUUGGUUUAUAAAUUCUGAGAGGAUGGUAGUACCUUUAAUCAUCCUUAGGACACCUAAAUCCUCACUGUUGUCUUUAGAACCCUUUGGUUAGUUAGAUAGCUUACUCUUACCUGUACGAGGCUGCCGGCUUUCCUGAGUUAGGUUGAUAUCCAGUACAUUUUCCUUGUCUUUCUUACCACAAGUGAAAUCCCAUUGCCCCCAAUUCCAAUUUUAUAUUCAGAGCGUGCAUUUUGUCUAACUACAGGACGUAUUAUAAUAAGCUUCCAAGCAAUAUCUUAUGAGUAAGCAAUAUCUAGUAGUAAAGAGAAGAGAGGAAAGAUAGAGUAGUAAAGGCAUGUGACAUUUGUUCUUAGUUUGAUUGUUUUCUCUGUGUCUGUGGGUCAGGAAGGGAGUUUAUGUAAAGCAGCUUUAAAGUGUCACAUUUUUCUUUCAUUUUCAUCCACCAGGGAAUCUGCCUCUCUCUUUCUCUUCCUGUCUUCAUUCUUCAUUGGAGGUUCUGCCUAAUUGUGUCAAACAGACAAUCUUUUUUGUUUCUACCUUGUAAAAAUCAUUUAAAGAUACAGUAUGUUUAGAGUUACAAAGGAAGAAAGCCUUUGCCAGCCCCAUGGUUUCAGUCAGAGGUUCUCAACCUCAGUUGCUACUAUCGAUAUUUCGGGCUGUGUAAUCAUUUGCUGCAGGAGUCUGUCCCGUGCAUUGUAGAAUGUUCAGCAGCAUCCCUGGCCUCAACCCACUGGAUGCCAGUAGCACCUUCCCCGAUUGUGACAACCAAAAAUGCCUCUGGAUAUUGCCACAUGCCCCUGGGGGGGCAUAGUUGACCCUGGUUGAGAACCACUGAUUAGGUCCACUGUUAAACUGUCUUAAAACUCACUUUAUUGUCUCUCCUAGUGAUUACUACAAUUUUAAGUAGUUAGCAGUAGUAUCUUCCACCAGACUAUAAGCUCCAUAAGGUUAAAAAAACCAAACCAAACACAGUGCCGUUGAGUAGAUUCUGACUCGUAGCGACCCUAUAAGGUUAAAAAAAAAAAAAAGUUAGUGACCUUUAAUUUUCAUUGCUUCUUAUCCUGGGUACAUAGAAGAGUACCCUAACACAUUAAAAAAAAGCAAAAACCCCAGACUAAACCCAUUGUCUUUGAGUCGAUUCUGACUCCUAGCAGCCCUAUAGGACAGAGUAGAAUUGCCCUGUAGGGUUUCCAAGGAGCGGCUGGUAGAUGCAAAUUGCAGACCUUUUGGUUAGCAAAAUGAGCUCUUAACCACUUCACCACCAGGACUCCACCUUAACACAUGGUAUAUGCUAAAUAAAGAUUUCUUGAAGGAAUGAAUGGAUAUACUAGGUAGCUGGAUGACUUUGGCCUAGGUCAUUAACAUUUCUGUACAUUUGGUUUUUCUUCUCUGUAAAUGACUUAAUCAGAAUUAUAUUUUGGUUCCCUGGUAGUUGGAAGAUUCUAGGACAAAUUUUAAUACAAAGUUAAAUUUUAGAGGAUUAAGUAUGUAUAAGUAUUAUCUUGAAGGCCAGUUUAUGGCUCUCUAAUAAAAAAAAAAUUUUUUUUUAAGGGUAUAGGAAAUUAGAUGGAAAGUUUUUAAUCAAAACUGGUGUGUUUUUUAUUUUUACUUCUGAGUGCGUGGGAGGCAGGUGGUGGGUUAUUCCAUUGAAGGCUCCAGUUAGGUUGAGUCCAUUCUGAGUUUUAUGUUGUAUAGUUAACGCUCUCUGCUAUUUUCAAAUCCUUUUUUUUUUGCUUUAUUGUUUUCCAGUUUAUAACUUAUACAAGGAUAACUGAGAUUGAUGAUAAUGAUUUUUGGGACUCUGCAAGAUUUGACAGUGUUUUAGUCUUAAUCAUUCAAGGUUAAAUAUAUAUAUAUAAUUGGCAAGAUUGAAAUCCAUGUGAUAUAACUUAACCAUUUUAUUCUAAACUGACAUUACAUUUGUUAUAGUAAUUUUGAUUUAAAAUUUGGAGGACUUCUGUAUUUACCCUCAGCCUCCCAAAUAGUUAUUUUUUUAUGAUCACUUGCUCCUUUUUUUAGAAAGGAUAGAGUUGGCCCUGGUGGCACAAUGGAAAAGCGCUCGGCUGCUAACCAAAAGAGCAGCAAUUCUAACCCACCAGUGGCUUCUUGGGAGAAAAAGCCUGGCAGUCUGCUCCUGUGAAGAUUACAGCCUAGGAAGCUCUAUGGGACAGUUCUACUCUGUUCUAUGUAGGGUCUCUGUCAGUUGGAAUUGACUCGAUGGCACACAACAACAUAAUUGGCUUAGCAUUAGUAGCAUUACUACUGUUUGUAUGUGCAACUUCGGAAAAUAAUCUUUUUCUAGGGCCAGUUUUGCUGUUAUUGGACAACUUCUAAUUCCUAAUGGUAUGAGAGAAUGUUAUCAACCAUGACCUUGAACACAUGCUGAGCUCCUGAACUCAUAAGUGAGCUCUCUUUAUCUGGUUUUGUUUUCUCAACAUCUUUCUCUACUCCUCUCUCUCAGGAUUGUGCCUUCUACUCCUGCUUGUACAGACUGCUUUUCCAGCAGCAUGGACACAAGAAGCAUAUUAUAUUCCCUGAAUGACUACAAACCACCCAUUUCUAAAGCGAAAAUGACCCAGAUUACUAAGGCAGCCAUCAAAGCUAUUAAGUUCUAUAAACAUGUGGUACAGAGUGUGGAAAAAUUCAUUCAGAAAUGUAAACCAGAAUACAAGGUACCUGGGCUUUAUGUUAUUGACUCCAUUGUACGACAGUCCCGACAUCAGUUUGGUCAAGAAAAGGAUGUGUUUGCACCCAGAUUUAGUAAUAACAUCAUUAGCACUUUCCAGAAUUUGUAUCGUUGUCCUGGGGAUGACAAGAGUAAGAUAGUGAGAGUAUUAAACUUGUGGCAGAAGAAUAAUGUAUUUAAGAGUGAGAUUAUUCAACCUCUUUUGGAUAUGGCAGCAGGGAUUCCUCCUCCAGUUGUCACCCCCGUUUUGGCCAGUACUACUGCUGCUAUGAGCAAUACCCCAGGAACUCCUGUGACACCUGUUACUCCAGCCAAUGUGGUCCAAGGUUUACCUGAUCCCUGGGUGUCUCAGAUAACAAAUACAGACACACUUGCAGCAGUGGCUCAGAUCUUACAAAGUCCUCAAGGUCAACAGCUUCAGCAGUUAAUACAGACUUUACAGCUACAACAGCAGAAGCCCCAGCCUUCCAUUCUGCAAGCCCUGGACGCUGGUCUUGUAGUUCAGCUGCAGGCGCUCACAGCACAACUUACGGCUGCAGCUGCAGCGGCCAACACCCUGAAUCCCCUAGAACAGGGAGUGUCUUUUAACAAGAAGCUGAUGGAUAGGUUUGAUUUUGGAGAAGAUUCUGAGCAUAGUGAAGAACCCAAAAAGGAAAUUCCAGCUUCUCAGCUUCCUCAUGUUUCAGAGUCUGUGAACAAUUCCAUUUUUCAUCAGUUAGCAGAACAACUUCAGCAGCAAAACCUCGAACAUCUUCGACAGCAGCUCCUGGAGCAGCAACAGCCUCAAAAGGCAACCCCUCAGGAUAGUCAGGAGGGAACAUUUGGGUCAGAGCAUUCAGCGUCUCCGUCACAAGGGAGCAGCCAACAGCAUUUUCUUGAACCUGAGGCAAAUUUGGAUGAUUCCAUAGAUAUCCAGCAACAGGAUAUGGAUAUAGAUGAAGGGCAAGAUGUGGUAGAAGAAGAGAUCUUUGAGCAAGAAGCAAAGAAAGUGGCCGUUCGCUCGAGAUCAAGAACACGUUCACGAUCUCGUUCAAGAUCACCAAGAAAACGGAGGUCUAGGUCACGGUCUGGUUCUCGAAAACGCAAACACAGAAAGCGAUCACGCUCCCGCUCAAGAGAGAGAAAGAGGAAAUCAUCACGUUCAUAUUCAAGUGAAAGGAGAGCUAGAGAAAGGGAGAAAGAACGACAGAAAAAGGGCUUACCUCCAAUUAGAUCUAAAACAUUAAGUGUCUGUAGUACUACUCUCUGGGUUGGUCAGGUGGACAAGAAAGCGACACAGCAGGAUUUAACCAACCUGUUUGAAGAGUUUGGACAAAUAGAGUCCAUCAAUAUGAUUCCUCCCAGGGGCUGUGCUUAUGUCUGUAUGGUUCACCGACAAGACGCAUUUCGGGCUCUUCAGAAACUUAGUUCUGGAUCGUAUAAAAUUGGGUCCAAAGUCAUCAAGAUCGCCUGGGCUUUAAACAAAGGUGUAAAAACAGAAUACAAACAAUUCUGGGACGUGGAUCUUGGCGUUACGUAUAUUCCAUGGGAAAAAGUUAAAGUGGAUGACUUGGAAGGUUUUGCAGAAGGAGGCAUGAUUGACCAGGAAACUGUAAAUACUGAGUGGGAAACAGUGAAAAGUGCUGAACCUGUUAAAGAGACGGUCCAGACAACUCAGAGUCCACCACCUCCAGUUGAAAAGGAGACAGUUGUCACAACCCAGGCAGAGGUUUUUCCUCCACCUGUUGCUAUGUUGCAGAUUCCAGUAGCGCCAGCCGUGCCUACGGUUAGUUUAGUCCCACCAGCCUUUCCUGUGUCGAUGCCGGUUCCUCCUCCUGGGUUCAGUCCACUGCCUCCACCUCCUUUUCUACGAGCAAGUUUUAAUCCUUCACAGCCACCUCCUGGUUUCAUGCCACCUCCAGUUCCACCACCUGUUGUACCACCACCUGCUAUCCCACCGGUAGUACCAACAUCUUUAGUGCAGCCGCCAUUAUCCAUGACGCCAGAAACUGUGAAAGAUGUUGGUUUUGGUAGCCUUGUUUUGCCAGGUGGUUCUGUUGCCAGCAGCCUUGCUACUUCUACACUGCCAGCUGGAAAUGUUUUUAAUCCUCCAACUAAGCAAGCAGAGCCUGAAGAAAAAGGACCUCAUUUUACAGACCACCAGAUUUCUUCUGGUGAAAACCCCAGAGCAGUGAUUCCAAAUGAUAUUUCAAGUAGCCCUGUGAUUUUAGGGGGACCGCCAUCAAAUGUGACCAACAACUCUGGAAUUCUUGGAGUCCAAAGAUCAAAUGUAUCAAGUAAUUCUGAAAUUCUUGGAGUACGGCCAUCUAAUGUUUCCAGUGGUUCUGUGAUUAUUGGAGCCCAGCCACCAAAUAUUCUAAGUAACUCUGGAAUUUUGGGAAUACAGCCUCCAAGUAUGUCAAAUAGUUCUGGAAUUUUGGGAGUGCUACCCCCAAAUAUGCCUAAUAGUGCUGGACUCGUAGGAAUACAGCCACCAAAUGUUCCCAAUACAUCUGGACUUUUGGGAACACAGCCACCAGUUGGGCCUCAAAACUUACCCCCUUUAAGUAUCACUAGUCAAAGGAUGCCUGCAAUGCCCAUGUUAGACAUUCGUCCAGGACUGAUACCACAGGCUCCUGGACCAAGAUUCCCUUUAAUGCAGCCUGGAAUUCCACCCCAUCGGGGACUUCCUCCCCCAUCAGUACUUGAUUCAGCUCUUCACCCACCACCCCGUGGUCCUUUUCCUCCAGGAGAUAUUUUUAGUCAUCCUGAAAGACCUUUUCUAGCUCCUGGAAGGCAAGGAAUAGACAAUGUUCCUAAUCCUGAAAAAAGGCUUCCACUUGGAAAUGAUAACAUUCAGCAAGAAGGCGAUAGAGAUUACCGGUUUCCUCCCAUAGAAACCAGGGAAAGCAUUAGUAUGCCUCCCCCGGUGGACGUUAGGGAUGUGGUUGGGCGACCUGUAGAUCCAAGAGAAGGUCCUGGAAGGCCUCCUCCAUUAGAUGGUAGGGAUCAUUUUGGAAGACCUCCUGUAGAUAUGAGAGAGAACCUUGUGAGGCCAGGUUUAGAUCAUCUUGGUCGAAGAGACCAUUUUGGCUUUAAUCCAGAUAAGCACUGGGGGCAUAGAGGAGAUUUUGAUGAGAGAGAGCAUCGGGUUCUGCCUGUCUUCAGUGGUCCAAAAGGCUUACAUGAAGAAAGAGGUAGAUUUCGGCCUGGAAACUAUAGAUUUGAUCCUAGGAGUGGUCCUUGGAACAGAGGAUUUGGACAAGAAGUUCACAGGGAUUUUGAUGACCGAAGAAGACCCUGGGAGAGGCAAAGGGAUAGGGAUGACAGAGAUUUUGAUUUCUGCAGAGAAAUUAAUGGAAAUCGCCUUGGACGAGAUAGAAUUCCGAACACUUGGGUCCCACCUCCUCACGCUCGGGUUUUUGAUUAUUUUGAAGGGCCCACUUCCCAACGAAAAGGUGAUAAUGUGCCUCAGGUUAAUGGUGAAAAUACAGAGAGACAUGCUCAACCACCACCUUUGCAAGUACAGAGCGAUCCUGAACUUUAUGAAAAACUGGCAUCCUCAAGUGAGAUAAACAAGGAGAAGAGUGACACAGUUGCUGAUAUAGAAAGUGAACCAGUGGUAGAAAGCACAGAAACUGAGGGGACAUAAUCAUCACUCAGUAGGUAAAAGAUACCUUUUGUAAAGUUGUCAUCUCUCUGUAAUAGAUUAAUGGCUGACUGGACCAUAGUUGUUCACUUUUGUCUGCCAGAAUUAAGUUAAUCUGAUGUUCAUGUUCACCUUUCUCUUAAAAUAAUUGUACAACUGACUUGUAUAGACAUUGCUCUUAAUAUGAACAUGGUAGGUAAACAUUUUUUUAUUUUUCUGGUAAAAUAUAAAUGUUGCCCCCAGAUUCUUUUAACUUCAAGGAAAUGAAUAACAGCUUGUCGGAGACUUCCUAUGGAAGAAAGAAUUUUUUAGAUACUACCAUUAGGUUGGAUAUGGUGAUAGAUAUAUUUCAAAAUAGCAAGCAGUGGUAUAUCUUACCCAUAUCUUUAGGCUGCUGCAAAAUUUUAAGGUAAUAGACAAAGCUGUGAUAUUUUAUGCGAAGACUGGCUCUAGAUAUUUGAGGAGCACAAUACAGAGAUUUAAAAACGUGGUUUUGUAAAAUCAGCACUAUGGUCUCUGUUUCUCCAAAGUAAGUGUUUGUGAUUUGUUCCUCAUACUGCAGUGAGUGAAAAAGAAAACAACAUAAAUAUUAAAGUACGUUUCAAUGUUGGGUGAAUUUUGUUUUUAGAUGCCAAUAAAACUUACUUGUUUGAUAA